Molecule: messenger RNA, 258 nt
Organism: Enterobius vermicularis (human pinworm)
Lineage: Eukaryota; Metazoa; Nematoda; Chromadorea; Rhabditida; Oxyuridae
Source: the annotation of a GenBank genome assembly
UCUGCUUAUGGAAAAAAAUGUCCGUUUUUUAUCCAGCAGAGUCCAAAUUCUAUUUUUGGAUCGAAGGAAGCAUAUAUUGCAGCUGGAAAUCAGGUUCCUGUGAGUUUUCUGCGGAGGCUUGAGGUUUAUGCCCCGAAGCACAGCGCUUUUGAAUAUGUACAUCUUAUUGGCAUUCAGCUGGUUGAGAGCGCUUUGGUACUAGGAACGGCCGUACUGAAUAAAACAGUAUUGGUUAUUGUUGAAGUAGCUAUAGGUUAA